AGUCGCCUUUUUUCACGGAUACUUUAGAUGGAGGUCGCGUUUUUCUCGUCGGUCGCUAGUAGACGCCUGUGCCACGUCUCACUGGAAGACUCACGAUUAGCGGGACUGUUUGCGAACUGAAAUGGCCCUUUUUUUUUAAAAUUCUGUGUCUUAAUGCUGAUAAGAGGGCAAAACCGCUGGUCCGCCUGAAGCACUUGUUAACAUGUUUUACAGGGAGUGGUUGUCCAUUGUAUCUUAUUGAGGUCACCAGUUUUCUUCUUCCAUACUUUGUUACAUUCUGAGUAGGCAAUGGAUUUUAUUCAGUUGAGUGUUUGAGGUGAUUGCAUCCUUGUGGUUUCCUGAGUUUUAGAAAAGACAGGAUUUCAUCUCAGCAGGUCAUCAUUCUGACUGAGUCACAACUUAAAGAACCUUCGCAAAUGUGAAAAGGAGGGUGAAAAACUGAGGAUUACUCAAAUUUCGGAAAAAUGCAAACCUCGAAAAGCUAAACAGGAAUUUUCCAGUGAUUUGCUGUGUCUCCAUGACUCCAAUAAGCAACAGAGGUUGAAAAAAGUUCAGAACUUGACUGAAGAGGAAAAAACUAAAAAGGUGCAGAGGCUGAGAGAAAUAUCUACCAGGGAACAAACAUAUGAUAUCUGUCAACUAGACCAGAUAAGUAUCUGUCCGGAAAAGAACCAGCAUGCAGUCAUUCACUCUGUCCAAGAUUUGCAGAGUCCCCUGGCCGAGGAAUUAACUGUUGAGAGCUCUUCUCGUAAUGUGCCAGGGAAGAGACUAAACACUGAAUUAGGCUGCCUGAGUAAUUAUAAUGCUUAUUAUAAGUUGGACAAGUUACUCCAUAAACUGAAUUUGGACACAAAUGGGGAACAAGCAUCCUCUCUACGACACUUGAGGACUGAGUUAAACUUUGAGAAAAAUCUCUUUUUAAGCCACCUGCUUGAAGCUCACAAUUUGCUUCCUGUGGAAGGACAACCACAAUGCUUUAAAUCACCGACUGUGGGGGCUCUAUCCCCCAUUACACCUUAUUUAAAGUGUCAAUUGACAGGAACACCUGAAAUACUGGUAAAAAGAACUGUUUCAUCCAAUACCACAGCUGUUAAAGACAGUUUGGAUGAAGGCAUUGUGUCUCAUCGCUCUUUUCCAAGUGAAUAUUUCUUGAAAACUUCCUCCCCAAAAAAAUAUAAUGCAACUUCAGUGGAAUGUCUUAAGGAGUCUGCAUCAGUGACCUGGGAAGGUACCUCACAGAAUUCAGCAUUGGAGGCAGUGACUUCAAAGGCACCAUUCCAGGCCAAAUGCGUCCUCUCUGACAUGGACUGGUUGAAUGGCACAGACUACACUUACUUGGUAAAGCAAAAUGCUGAGCUGCUCCGAGCUUUAGAUGAGCUGGAAAAGUCUUGUACAUCCCUUCGACAGGAGAACAGCUUGCUGCGCAAGAGCUGCUCUCCUGAAACAGAGGAGAAGGUGAAAAGACUACAGCAGAAGAAUGCCGAGCUGGCAGUUAUAGCUAAGCGGCUAGAGGAGAGAGCUCGCAAGCUGCAGGAGGCCAAUCUCAAAGUGGUAAAUGCUCCCGCACUGGUCAAGGGUCCUGGAGUAGAACAAUACAAGAAGACUUUUGCCAGACAGCGUGCUAGGGACCUGGCAGCACAUGCUGAGACUCUUCUUGCCAAAGAUAAAGAAAUUGAAGCCCUGCGCCAGGAAUGCAGGGAGCUGCAGUUCUCAGGAAAAGGAAAGCAGGGUAUAUCAAUUCAUCCAGGACUGAAUGAUUUUGAGAGGCUUCUUAGAGAGUCACAGAAAGAAGUGCUGCGCUUACAACGUCAGCUGGCAGUAAGUUCUUCAAAUAAGUCCACAUCUGACCAUGGUCAGAGCAAGGCUGAGAUUUCAUCCCAAGAAGAAGAAGCAAACGGUUUUGUGGAAAAUAAUGGCGAAAUAACUCAGGAUCCAAUCAGAGGUCUGCCAGGCACCCAGCAAUUUCAGCAGCUGGAAACUGAGCUGAACAACAAAAGAAAAGAAUGUGAAAAACUUGAAAAUGAAGUAAGAAAAAGGCAGAAGAGAUGCCAGGAUUUGGAGAGUGAACUUGAAGAUGUCCGCAGUGAAAAUGCUGGACUAAGAGAAAAAACUGAGCACCUUAGCCAGAAGGCACAUCUCAUCGACCAGAUCCAGUUGGAGAACAAUGAGCUGAGAGAUCACCUCUCUGAAGUAACUGCCCAACGUAAUUCAGCUCUAGAGGAAAACCAGAGACUCCAAGCCAAACUGGAGAACCUAGAGCAGGUCCUACGGCAUAUGCGAGAGGUAGCUGAGAGACGUCAGCAGCUUGAGGCCGAGCAUGAAGAGGCAUUGUCAAUCCUUAAACUCAAACAGGAUGAGGUCAAACGGUUACAAAAGGCCCAGGCAGAGGCUAAGAAAGAACAUGAGGGUGUUGUGCAGUUACUCAAGGACUUGAUCCAGCUAGUGUUGCAGAGGGAAAUGGCAAAGGUGCGGGAACUGGAGGAAAAGUGUCGCAGUCAAAGUGAGCAGUUUGGGCUUCUUUCCCACGAGUUGGAGAGAUUCCGGCUACAAACUGGGAAGAUUGACGUCUUGACAGCUAACCCUGAAACAACAGCCUCAACUGAGUUAACCAUCCACUCUAAGAUGACUCUUUGCAAUGGAGUGGAUCUUCCAGAUGAGAAACAUGUGGAAACAAAUUCUGGCUCUGCUUCACUGACAAAGGAUAUAAAAAAUGACAUUAACACAAUUUCAGAAGAACUGUGCAUUCAGCAAAAAGAAUCUGCUGGAAUCAGUGCAGAAUCGGGGCAGGAUCCCACACCUAGCAGACCUCAAUCAGAAUCGAAGCAUGUUACUCCAGAUUCUGAGUUCAUCCCUCAGAGCACGCCAAAGUCAUGCACAACAUCCGAGGUGGACACCGCAAGUGAGGUUGAAGACUUGGAUUUUGACGUGUCUCCUGUACCAGAACCAGAGAUGAGAGUUCCUGCCAAGCUCCAGGUCUUCAUUGCACGAUACAGUUACAAUCCUUUCAAAGGGCCAAACAAGAACCCUGAGGCUGAACUUCCUCUAACAGCUGGAGAGUAUAUUUAUGUCUACGGAGAAAUGGAUGAAGAUGGGUUCUAUGAAGGUGAGCUGAUGGAUGGAAGAAGAGGGCUGGUCCCAUCAAACUUUGUGGAGAGGGUUUCGGAUGAUGACGUGAUGAGCGUUCAUCCCCCAGAAGUCAGUGAUCUUUCCCAUAAUUCCUACCAAGAGAGUAGCUUUCACAGCAGCAGUGAGAAGAAUCUCCGUCUGAGUGUGAACAGUUUGGAAAAAAAUGAACUGUGCCUUCUCAAUGAAGAAAUCACUAAUGUUACAGGGAAGGCGGACAGCCUGAUGACAAAUGGGUUUGACUUGGAUGCAGAAGAAGUAGGAGAUGAUGUAGUGCCUUACCCACGAAAACUGACUCUAAUUAAACAGCUUGCAAAGAGCAUUAUAAUAAGCUGGGAGCCUCCAUUGGUGCCAGCAGGCUGGGGUAACAUAUGGAGUUACAAUUUAUAUGUGGAUAAAGAAUUAAGACUCAAUGUUCCAUUUGGCUCACAGACCAAAGCAGUUCUUGGACAGUUGGAUGUAAGCCUCAAAGCCUACAGAGUGUCUGUACAAAGCAUUUCAGAGAAAGGAAACUCAGAUCAGCUGUGUUGUAGCUUUUUGGUUGGACGCGAUGUGUGUGUGGCUCCUACACAACUCAAAGUGGGUAGUGUCACAGCUACUUCUGCCUGCUUAUCUUGGCUGCCAAGCAACAGCAACUUUACCCACAUAGUUUACCUAAAUGAGGAGGAGUAUGAGAUAGUGAAGGCAGGAAACUAUUCAUUAUGUCUCACCAACCUAAGGCCACAUAUGAGGUACAAAGUGAGAGUGGAAGCUCGGCCAAAUCGGACACCAUGGGAGCUAUCAGUGCAUCAUCGGGAACGCAAGUGUGCCUGCACUGCAUUCGAAACUUUGAUGGCAGGUCCUCCAGAUGCUCCUUUGGAUGUACAGGUUGAGCCAGGGCCAUCACCUGGGAUUGCUUUGGUUAGCUGGCUUCCUGUAACAAUCGAUGCAGCUGGAACAUCUAAUGGGGUUCGUGUAACUGGUUAUGUCAUCUAUGCAGACACGCAGAAGGUUUUAGAAGUUGCCUCUCCAACUGCUGGGAGUGUAUUAGUAGGCCCUUCCCAGAUUCAUAUUCUUCAGGCAUCAAAGGAACUUACAGUUCGGACCAUGUCAAUGUAUGGAGAAUCUGUGGAUUCUGCAUCUGUCAAAAUACCCUCAAAGCUAUUUGCUGCUACAGCCCACUGUCCGCCUCUACAAAAGUUUCCCAGUGCCAGCAACUCCUCUGACAUAUGUGUUCACAUGGUGCCACCCUACAGGGACUCUUUGGAAACCACUGCUGCCAAAUCUUCUUUGCUUCCAUCUCUACCAGAUGCCACUGCGUCCAGUUCUGAGCAGACCCCAGAUACGUUUUUAAAUUCAAACCCAGGUGGGGAACAAGCUGAGACCUACCAAGAAGACCAGAUAUCUAUGGAUUUCAGGACUGACUCGUUAAUCAAUACAUCAUCAGAAUUCAAUUCUGUUGCAUUACAUGCAGAAGUGCAGGAUUUAGAAUUGGAACCAAUGGCUGGAAUAUCUUCAUCUAAGGACAGACUACUAAAUCCAUCCAAAGACUGUGAGAGCAGCUCUUCAAAGUACCCCACAGAUUCCUAUUCCAGGGAGGCCGAUGUGAGUUGUUCUGAAGACUUGUCAGAAAGUGUGCAAGCCAAAAAUAUAAGGGGGUUAGAUCAAGAAGAAGAAGAAGAAAAGGGAGCCAAGGCCAAUGCCAGAGUAGUGUCCAUAGAGGAAUUCCUAGAUGACUGUGAGGAGAAACAAGAGCUCACUGAGCAGCCAGGUCAAACCAAGAAUGACCUUGCAAGACCAGAAAAAGCAAAAGAGGUGUGUUUGGUAGAUGUACCUCAGCCAGUGUGUUACUCUCGGCUAAAUGAGUAUCACAAUGAUAGUAGUCGGGGUUCAGACCUCUCCGAUAUUCUGGAAGAGGAUGAAGAAGAAUUAUGUUCAGACACAGCAGGGAAUGAAGACGACAAGGAUGCAUUGUGUCAAGCUAAUUUGGGGGUCAGCGUAAAGGCUCACUCUGACACAUGGGAGACGGACAGUGAUGAGGAGAUUCUGGAGAAGAUCCUGGAGCUUCCACUGCAGACCCAUCACAACAAGGAACUUUUCAGCAUCCCAGAGGUCACUGAAGAGGAGGAUGAGAGCCUAGAUGUAGAAGAAGCUGAACAGCCAAGUAGAACCAAGAUCCAAAAUCUUUCAGUAACUGCAAAGCCUUCUGCUGGAGAGAAUCUUAGCUCCAGUCAAAACUGCAAAGUGUCAUGUAACAGAAGCCAUGCCUUUUAUGACGAGGAGCACAGUGCAGAAAACAGUUGUAAACAUAAAAAAACAGAGGAGGCUAUAAAUAAUCGCCACAAAUUACAAGAACAAGGUAACCUCCCUCUGCAGCCGGUGAAUGAUGAGAGCUUUAAAAGCCAAAUCAAGCAUGGGAUUCCUUGUAGCAGGAGCAGGCUGCAUCCUCAUAAAGAUCCAUCCUACUUCCCUACAGAUGGUAAAACUAAAUAUUUAAAGCAUUCUCAGGAAGACUUUGACUCUGACAUUUUUGUAUAUGUCAAUGACAAGGAAAACAAAUCAAGGAGAGGUCAUAAACAACAUGAUGGUGUGCCUAGAAGCCCAAGGGAUGUGGUGUCUGCAGAACUCCGCCAAACAACUUUAAAAGUAAACAAGUAUUACCCAGUGAAAGCAUCUAAGAGACAUAAUACUUCAGCAAUAAAUGGUGGGGAAAUUGAUAUAGAAUAUGGUACAGAGGAUGAUGAAGAAGCUGCAACUGAUGAUCCAUCCAUGGUUGAUGUUGUCCAGAUGCAUUCUGGUUGGCAGAGAAAACACACUGCAUCUGAGAACCUUGAAGAGACCAAGGAUAAUUUACUUCACAAUGGGCUAACACAAUCCAGUGAUAUUAAAACGGAGCUGAAAAAACAGAUGAAAAGCGAAGACACAGUUUUACAGUCAAGGAGAAAACAACAUCAUUGGCAUCAUGACAAUAGUAGUGUGGGUUCAUCUACUUUGGCUCAUCCUGCCUCCCAUUCCAGAGGGAAAGGGUGCAAAGAAAUUGGGGAUUUAGGCAUCCACGGUAAUGAAUAUGCCAAAGCUGUAUGUCGGAAAACAAAAUCUGAGCAAUCGAUGAAAGGGCAGCACUCUGACGAGCUAUAUUCACGGGAAAUUAUGGCCAAUAAUGACUCUAGAAACUUGUCUGGAUCCUUGAAAAGACUGUCAAAUGAAUUGGUCCCAAAUACCGAGCAAGUAGACAGCAGACCAUAUAAAGAGGCCCAAAGGACAGCCAGUACCCCAGAUAAACCCAUAAGCUCAGAAGUUGAGGACUAUCCUGGCGAGAGCAAUGUUCGCAUAUUUGUAGCUCUGUUUGACUAUGACCCAGCUACCAUGUCCCUGAACCCUGAUGCAGUGGAGGCAGAGCUUCCCUUCAAAGAUGGACAAAUUAUAAAGGUUUAUGGUGAUAAAGAUGCGGAUGGAUUUUAUAGGGGAGAGUCUGGGGGUCGUUUUGGCUAUGUCCCCUCCAAUAUGGUGUCUGAGAUUCUAGCAGAAGAUGCAGAAACAAAAGAGCAGGUCCUCAGGCAGGGCUACCUCUGGCCCCAGGGUACUUCAAAAAACACAGGCACUCGCUCGCACACUCAGCUUCCGCGCCGCCCUGUUCCGCCACCGAAACCCAGGCGAUCAAAAAAAGUUGAUUCUACUGGUGCCUUGAAGGAAAGUGUCAAUCCUUCUAGAGAAUCAUUUGAAUCUCAUUCUGAGGUUCCAGUAGCAACACCCAGGAGAAUGGUUGCCAUCUUUGAUUAUGACCCUCGGGAAAGCUCUCCAAAUAUUGAUGUUGAGGCUGAGUUGACUUUCAGUUCUGGUGAUAUAAUUGAAGUCUUUGGAGAGAUGGAUGAUGAUGGGUUCUUUUAUGGAAGUCUUAAUGGACUGCAAGGCUUGGUGCCAUCAAACUUCCUACAGGCUAUUCCAGAGAAUGAGGAAGUAUCUGAAGUGAUUUCAGAGGAAGGAAAGCCCCAGGAAGGUCUUCGUGAAUCACAAGUAAGCCCUGAUGCUUCAAAGGAGAAGAAUGACUCGGUGUUGGUUGUUUCCGAAGACAUGCUGGCUUCCAAUAAACAAAGUAAUGCACUAGUGACACUGUCUGAGGAUCUGGGAUGUUCAGGCUUCACGACUGGUAAUACGUAUCCACAGGCUCUGACGCCAGACAGCCCAAGUAAAGAUGAAAACUCUCUUCAAGGAAAAAAGAAAAAGGGCUUUUUUUCUAAAGGGAAAAAACUUUUCAAAAAGUUUGGUUCCAGUAAGAAGGACUAGCAAAGUACUUACAUCAUUCAAGAUGAUUUGUUUUGAUACUUGCUGCACUUAUUUCUCAUAUGUAUCAUGGAGGAUCUUAUACAUACAUACAGAACCUGAAGAAAUGUUAUUGGUAAAAAAGCCAUCAUCUGGAAAAGAUCAUGUAUUUUUAUUUAAGAAGAAGCAGGCCACAAGAAAAACUAUACAAACUUUGUAAUAUUUUCAGAAUAAAUCUGAAAUAAAAAGCCGAUUUUUUGCCUUAGACGGGUGAUACAAUCAUAGUGCACCUUGACAUAUCCUUUUCAGUAUUUAUGAAUUGAAUUGCACACGUGGACAAAUUUUCUUGGAUUAAAAUGUAAUGCUGUAAGCAUUAUUUUUACUCAUUAGGCUCUAGUCCUCAUUCUCCAGCACUAGUAACAGUACGUUUUAUAAAGCAAACACAGGAAUAAACGAGUCUAGCUGCAUGGUCUACACUGUAAAUUAAAUGUAACGUUUCCCUUUUCUAGUUCUGUAUUUAUUUAUGUAUUUACUGUAUAUGCAUGUGUAUCUUGUUUAACCCACCCUUUGUGUUUCUUCAUAGUCUCUGAAACAGAGUUUUUAUGCCAAUCUUUUGAAAUUUACUCAUGUAGAGUAGCAAUCUUUCUCAUGUACUGCAUUUUAUUAUUUAUUCAUUUAAAAUACCACCACCAGGUAUUCACAUAUGUACUGUUUCGUUAAAACUUAACACUGAAGCCGUCUUGUUGGCCUUUAUGACUUGUUCAUAUAGGAAUAGGAUUAAUUUAUUGCAGUAUUUUGUUAAAAAAACAAAAAAGAGGUGAUUUUUAUUGUACUGUCCCUCUUGUCUUAAAUGCCUAUGGGUAAAAAUGUGGCAGUUCUUUUACGUGAGUUAAUGAUUAAACCAGUGGUCUCAAACUCCAGUCCUGGAGGGCCGCAGUGGCUGCAGGAUUUCAUUCUAACCCUUUUCUUAAUCAGUGACCUGUGUUUGCUGCUAGUUAACAUCUUUGGAAAUAAUUUUAAUUGACAUGUUCUUGAAGACUCAGACCCCUAAAUUGUUUCUUUUUCCUUAAUUAGCAGCA
Molecule: messenger RNA, 8441 nt
Organism: Polypterus senegalus (gray bichir)
Lineage: Eukaryota; Metazoa; Chordata; Cladistia; Polypteriformes; Polypteridae
Product: RIMS-binding protein 2-like
Exons: 33
Coding region: 1303-7386 (2027 amino acids)
Biological process (GO): neuromuscular synaptic transmission
Molecular function (GO): protein binding
Source: RefSeq, a predicted model, not a curated record